UUCAGUCGCUUGCUUUUGUCAAUCAUUCAUUCCAUGACAGGACUUCCUCUUCCCCUUUUAUUUCUUUUGAAAUCCCGCUUUUCAUUUGUAUGAAAUGACAAGGCGAAUUUAAAUAAUACAUUCCAUACCAAUUCUUUACAGCUUUAAAAGUCAAUAAUUGAAGAGAAUAAACGGGUCGCCAAAGAUGGUUCAUGUGAGGAAAAAGAUUAAAUCCUGUUUUAAUAUUAUAAGCACGUUUUAUUUUUCAAAGGUAUGAUAUCGGAGCCUAGUCGACCAGAAGGACCACUACUUAUCAGCAACAUAGAAGCCAACUCUGUUCAUUUGUCGUGGAAACCACCCCUGGAAGACAACGGUGGACCCAUCCUGGGAUAUGUCAUUGAAGCAAAAGAUGUUCUCCACAUGGAUGUGCGGAAGACGUAUGUGUGGUCAGAAGGACCUGGAACAGAAUGCCUCGUUCCUGAUUUAGAAACGGGUCACAUUUACCAGUUUCGAGUUUACGCUCAAAAUGAAGCUGGAAGAAGUGAAGGUCUGCUGAACAAAAGUCUGGUACGGAUCAAAGCUAAAAGCAAGAAACCACCCAAACCCUCCAAGCCUUCAGCUGAAAUACUGGGCGAGGACAGUGUUCUUUUGCAAUGGACAGUUCCAGAAGGCGGUGGGAAUUUAAACUAUCUGAUUGAAAGAUACGAACCGAAAAGCGAUUUGUGGUUUCAGUGCAACCGCGAAAUGGUGAUUGCGACGUCCUACUUGGUCACUGGUCUGAACCUGGACAGAGAAUACAUUUUCCGAGUGAGCAGUGAGAAUACGCAUGGCGUCAGUUUGCCGAGCGAAGCUUCAGAUCCAGUCAAGUAUAGAAGUGACGAAGGUGAAGCACCAUUUGUGAUAGUUCCUCUAGAAGACUGUUUUAUCAGGGCGUGUCAAAAGGCUUUCUUUAAAUGUGAAUAUUCUGGAACUCGGCCAAUCCAAGUAAAUUGGACUAAAGAUGAUAUUCGAAUUCGUGAGGGAGUCGGUUCUGUCGUUACACUUGAUGACAGCGGGAAAUCUGAGCUCACCUUGAACGAAGUGGAUUCCGAUGACGAGGAUUGCGAAGUGCAAUGUUCAUUACAGAAUGCCUUCGGAAGGACAACCUCAGAAGCUUCCAUUAGAAUAUUGAGCAUGCCUCAACUUGGAUAUCCUUCCUCCUACAAAGAAGACCUAACAUUUGAUUGCGGUGAUGCCGUGCGACUGAGGGUCACUUUUUCUGGAAAGCCUCCGCCCACCAUCAAAUGGUUCUUCAACGGCCAAGACCCACCCUUAAAUGACAGAGUAUUAGUAACCCAGCUCUCUGAUUCAUUGGAAAUUCGCAUCCAGGACUUGACAGCUGAGGAUUCUGGUGUUUACACAUUCGUUGCAAGCAACGUGAUGGGAGAGGACUCUAUUGAUGUGAGAGUCGUCAUUACAGGUCCACCAGAUCCUCCAAGCGGGCACCUUAAAUUUGAGAUUGGAGAAGAUGAUGAAAUUGUCCUGGAAUGGGCUAAGCCUUUAUGCGAUGGUGGCAGUGAAAUCUUCAACUAUAUCGUGGAAAAAAGAAUGUCGGAAAAGGAAUUAUGGGUAAGAUAUGAAACUACUCAUAAAACAAGUCUGAAUCUUGGUAAUUCCAACGAAAUUGAAGGCUGCGUGUUUCGAGUGAGAGCCACCAACAUCUACGGAACCAGCGAACCUAGUGAGGAAUGUAAAUUUCAGAAAUCCGGCUUAGAUGAGGACGUAAGUGAAGAGUCUGCGAAAUCUCUCAACAACCAACAGCAAAAAGAUAUUCUGAGCUUAAUGCAGCAAUGUAGUGACGAAAAACAAGAAGAAUUCGUAAUUAAAUCCGAAUUACAACAUGAAGAUUUAGAAAUUGAUAUUCUUGAAUACGAAGAAGAAGAUUUGGCUGAAAUAUCCUCAAAUGCUCGGCACAUUGAUUUAAUAAUUCCACAAUUUAGUUACUUCUGCAACACAUGCACUGAAAUCUUUUGUCAGGCACCUAAUUUCGCAAGCGAAAUAGCUCUGCCGGCUUAUUGUCCGGUUUUCGACCUUCACUGUGAUUUUUUUUACCAGGUAUGUUUCUCAAACAUAUUUUUUGAAACAGUAAGUACUUUAUCUGAAAAUGAAUAUUUUGCUUCAAAUUGCCUUUGUUCAUGGAUGUUUCAUGAGAAUUUUCUGGAAGUAUAUAAGCCUCUUUGUUUCUUGGAUAUUUCGAAACAAACAGACUUAUUCGAUUCUUCCUUACGAAAUAAAUGCCAAUGGGAAUCUGAUGAUAGUGAUACGUUUCGGUAUUUCGCAGUACAAAAUGAGGAAAAUCAUUCCACUUAUUUUCAGGAGACUUCUAUUCCAUGUGAACUUCAUCAAUCCUCCAGUUCAGUAAUAAUAUUAUGUCCUCCUCUGACUUUUGAAGUUCUGUCAUUAUUCGAAGUACAACAGCCGAUGAAGCAACAAUGCAGGGAAUCAUUCAUCUGUUAUAAAUCAAUUCGAAAUGUUGUCAUUAAUUCGCUUGAAACAUUUCAGAAUUUAGAGUGCUUCUGUCUUUCAGAAAAGGCUACAAUUAGAUACCAGUCUUUUGAGGAUUUCGAAGAUAUUAUAAGCUUAUGCUCAACACCCAUUCGAACUUGGAAACCUGCUAUGAGUGUCCUUCCAAUUAAGCGUCAAAUAGCGACUACUGAUUUAUCAAGCGAGUCAUAUCCGAAAACGAAAGAUUCCAAACCUUUUGAUAAUUAUCAAGAAAUUUCUGAUGGCAGACAGACUGAAAUUGAAUCAUUUUCUGUAUGUGAGAAAAAUUUUCCGGAGGAGACAAAAGAACAACUUUUUAGUUUCAGUGUUCUAAAAUCAAAUACAUAUGAAACUGAUACGUCAAAUGAAACAGAUACUGAAUUUUGGAACAACACAAAUUUUUUCCCAAUGAAUGAACAAGAAAUUGAGUUACCAAUUAAAAUAAUCGAUGAUUCAGCAAAUCUUAAGACUGCGUCGAAAAGUGUGAAAGAUAACAAAAUAUUUGACAUUUCUACUGAAGAUUCCAAUGAAAAUCCACAGAUAAAUAAAAGGGAAAUUCCAGAUUGGCUUAUCUACGUGUCUCCCUAUAUUUUUCCAAGUACAGAAAUUAAUUUAAAGGAGAGUAAUUUGAAGCUUGAAGAUGAAAUAAAGACAAAUGAAAUAAAACCUACUUCGGACAAUUCCUUUAAACUUAAUCUCAAAGAAAAAAGUGUAGAAGAGUUGCUACAACUUGCCGAAGAAGUGGAGAGAAGCUUCAGCCAAAAAGCGGAACAAUUUGAAUCUUUGGAAUCUAUUCUGCAAGUUGAACUUACCUCACUAGAGAAAGAUCUGGAAGCAGUCAGUGAUAUUCAUAAAAUUUUGGAUGAUCCUUUUCUUGAUUCUUACCCUUGUGACGAAUUAAACAAGCAUUCGGCAACAGAACAGAAUGCUGUGGAAGAAAACCUCAUUGAAUUCACCGAUGUUCCCUGCAAGUAUCCAGGGGACCUACAAACGUCUGGUUACCCUCCAGAGGUUGUGAUGCAUUUGCAGAACAGAGUAAUACAAAGUGGAUGUCGGACGAGACUUUAUUGCUCAAUUAUGGGAGAUCCAGACCCAGAGAUUGUAUGGAUGAAAAACAGAAAGCCCGUUCCAGAGAGUUCUAGAUACAUUUUCAGCAAUUUGGUCGAGUUCGGUGUGUAUAUGGACAUCUUCAACGCAAAAUCUACUGACAGUGGAGAAUAUACUUGCAUAGCUACCAAUUGUUAUGGGUCGGCGCGAACUCAAUCUUAUUUACAAGUGGUUGGUAAUCGUGAAGUUAGUCCUGAAGAACCAAAAUUCUUGAAAUCACCUGAAGACAUAUCAUGCAGUCCGGGAGAAUCUGUCGUCAUGGAAUGGAGAAUAACUGGAACACCAAUGCCUCAUGUCAUAUGGUUCAAAAACGCCGAAAGAGUUGAAACAAGCUUGCGGAUGGAUGCUUUCAGUAAUCAUAGAGGCUGCUGCCGCUUAUUUAUACGCGACGUCGAUGUCACCGACAAUGCCAUAUAUACAUGUUACUUGGAAAAUGAAACUGGCUCUGCCAUAUCAACUGUCCAGCUCUCCGUCGAAGAUCCAGAGAGCACAGGCAGUUUCCAAAAGAGUUGCAAGAACCAACUGUUGGCUGGUGAAGAAUCGGUUCCACCUAAAAUAUCAUCGUCUCCUUUAUCUGUGGAAGAAAGAGACUGCGGCGCAAUAAGAGUGAAGCGGAAGGCUUAUUCAUACGAGAAACACUGCCGAAGAAAUGAACCAGAUGAGAAUCCUGUAGGAUCUGUUGCUGCACCCCAUGUGCUGAGUUCAGGACAGACGUGGACGAUUUUGACAUGGUCACCACCUUUGGAAGGAAGAGGCAGAUACGAGUACUUGAUUGAGAAGCGCCUUUUAAAUUCAGACCACUGGACCGAAGUCGGUCGAACAUAUAACACUUUAUACACCGUGCAUGGACUCAAGAGGGGGCGAUCCUACGUAUUCCGAGUGUCGGCGGGGAACAGCAGGGGCUGGAGUUUACCUGCCACUGUAUCCCAACCGGUGCACACCCUGCCAAGGUGACUCGCACGUUCCACCAUUUGGGACCCAUUUUCAUAUGCAGGAUCCAACACUUUUGUACAAUUGUUUAAUAAAAUUUACUAAAUUA
This is a messenger RNA of Argiope bruennichi, 4648 nucleotides long. RefSeq names its product titin homolog (gene MnM). Gene Ontology annotation, molecular function: protein binding. Lineage: Eukaryota; Metazoa; Arthropoda; Arachnida; Araneae; Araneidae. The record is from RefSeq and is a predicted model, not a curated record. Bases 253 to 4563 code for a protein of 1436 amino acids. The transcript has 15 exons.